GCUUCACAGUUAGAACGAUGAGUUACCAACCGUUGGGAGUUCUUCUGCUGGCUCUAUGUCUGGCCCGGAUUGCGGCCAGGCCAGGGCCACAGAAUCCAUUCGAGAGCCUUAGCUUGGGCGCCAUGAGUCUGGCCGGGAAUAUAGCCGAGGUCAUUCAGGGUGGCGGCGCCAUUAACCGUGACCUUGACAUCGGCAAUCCUCUACUAUCUAUGAAAUCGAAAACUUCUAUGGGUUACGGCGAUGCCAUACGUCCAAUUGCGGCUGAUUCAUCCGAGGAGGAUCGUCGUCGUCGUCGUCGAAGGAGGAGCCUGCAUCGUCAUAGACGAGCACCGUGUUUCUGGAAAAUGGGCAGUGCCGCCACAACAGCAUCUUCUGCCGACGAUGAGGUAGAGGCAAGGAGAAGACGGGCACGUAAGCGUGCCGCUAACAAUGCCUCACGAUCUCGUGUUAGUCCCAAGACCAGUACCAAGAAGAAGUUACAACGCCGACGACGUCAGACGCCACCGGGCACAGAAAUGGCACCGAAUAUGGGCGGACCGGAUACCAUGGGCAUAGGCGAUCGCAUCAAGUCCAUGUGGAUGGCCUUUGUGAACAAUGUUACGGAUGUGGUGCAGCAAGUGCGCCAGAAAAUCUCCGAAUCGGCUGGCGCAGCGGUUUAAGGUUACCUUACCUUAACCAGGAACCCCCAGGAACCUUGAUAGGGUGAUUUUUUUUUGUUUUUGUUAAUAAGUGCAAUAAAAAAAGGAAAUGGAAACCGGAA
This is a messenger RNA of Drosophila eugracilis, 760 nucleotides long. RefSeq lists its product as uncharacterized. The transcript has a single exon. The record is from RefSeq and is a predicted model, not a curated record. The coding region runs from base 18 to 659 and encodes 213 amino acids. Lineage: Eukaryota; Metazoa; Arthropoda; Insecta; Diptera; Drosophilidae.